Messenger RNA from Quercus robur (English oak), 987 nucleotides. RefSeq lists its product as uncharacterized. Bases 1 to 987 code for a protein of 328 amino acids. Lineage: Eukaryota; Viridiplantae; Streptophyta; Magnoliopsida; Fagales; Fagaceae. The transcript is spliced from 2 exons. The record is from RefSeq and is a predicted model, not a curated record.
AUGGAUUAUGACUUGUCUGUGGCCACACCUAUGGGUGAUUCUUUGGUGUGUAAUUUUAUGCUUAAGUCUUGUGUUAUCCAAAUUGAGGAUAAGGGAAUGUUAGUAGAUUUGAUUUUGAUGGACAUGUAUGACUAUAAUGUAAUUUUGGGCAUGGAUUGGCUGGCGACUUAUCAUGCUAGUGUAGAUUGUUUUAGAAAAGAAGUGGUGUUUCGACCUCUAGGAGAACCUGAAUUUCGGUUUAAGGGCUCUAGGAUGCAUGCUUUACCUAGGGUGAUAUCAGCCCUUCGAGCUAAGCGUCUUUUACGGAAAGGAUGCCAAGGGUACCUAGAUCAUGUGGUGGACACUAGGAAAGAUGUAUUGAAGUUGGAUGAUAUCCCUGUUGUCAGGGAGUUUCCUGAUGUCUUUCCUGAAGACCUACCAAGGAUACCUAUAGAUAGGGAGAUUGAAUUCUCUAUUGAUUUGCUCCCUGGAACUUCUCCUAUUUCGAAAGCACCAUAUCGGAUGGCACCAACUGAACUUAAGGAGCUCAAGGAACAAUUACAAGAACUUCUUGAUAAGGGGUUCAUCAGACCAAGUGCAUCUCCAUGGGGUGCACCAGUUUUAUUUGUGAAGAAGAAGGAUGGGACUAUGAGGUUGUGUAUUGACUACCGUGAGUUGAACCGGGUUACUGUGAGAAACAAAUACCCUCUCCCUCGUAUUGAUGACCUGUUUGAUCAAUUGCAAGGGGCACAAGUCUUCUCUAAGAUUGACCUUCGUUCUGGGUAUCACCAGUUGAAAAUCAAGGGUGAAGACAUACCCAAGACAGCUUUUAGGACUAGGAGAGAGUUUGGAUUCGAAUUAUCUCAAACUGCCAUAGGUGGUUUCACUGCUUAUACUUCUCCAUCUCCAUCGGCUUCAGAGGAUGAGAGUGAUGAUGGCUCUGGCAGUGAUGAUGCUGAUGAGGACAAUGGUGUUAGCUCGCCCAGUGAUGAUGAGACGACUGCUUGA